Blepharisma stoltei is the source of this 249-nucleotide messenger RNA. NCBI's taxonomy places the organism in Eukaryota, Ciliophora, Heterotrichea, Heterotrichida, Blepharismidae. The record is from the annotation of a GenBank genome assembly.
AUGUAUAGUCUAUACAAGAAGGAACUACUGGGUAGUUAUUGCAGGCAUGAAGUAACAAACAUAUGAAAUCCCUGCUUUCAAACGAACUCUUUUUUAAAAUACAAUUUUGUAUGUGUUAAAAAUAUCCAAAAGCAUCAAAAAUUGACCAACUUUUAUAAUACAAAGUUUUUAUGUCGGCAGGAUAAAACUGAAAGAGUGAGAGAUACGCUAGUGGUAGCAAUGCUACCUAUGCUUGCACAAGGCAAAUAA